Molecule: messenger RNA, 2169 nt
Organism: Phragmites australis (common reed)
Lineage: Eukaryota; Viridiplantae; Streptophyta; Magnoliopsida; Poales; Poaceae
Product: phosphoinositide phosphatase SAC8
Exons: 20
Coding region: 122-1918 (598 amino acids)
Biological process (GO): phosphatidylinositol dephosphorylation
Cellular component (GO): endoplasmic reticulum
Molecular function (GO): phosphatidylinositol-4-phosphate phosphatase activity
Source: RefSeq, a predicted model, not a curated record
GACACGUUACACGCUGGUUCCCCCUUCCUCUCCCUCCCCCGUUUCGGAUCCGACAUCCGAGCGACCAACACCAACCCAAACCGAGACCAGUCUCACCACCGCACCACGCGGCUCGCCGCCGAUGGCGACCGACGCCGACGAAGCGCCGCUGCUCGCCGAAGAGCCCCUCCGGCCAGGCGCCUGCAGCCGCGAGCUCGAGCUGCGGGAGUUCCGCGACCGCUACGUGAUCCGCUCGCUCGACGGCCGCGGCGCCUUCGCCGUCGCCCGGUCCGACGGCUCCCUCCGCGCUCUCUCGCCAGAGGAAGCCGCGGCGGGGAGCGACUGCAAGGUCUCGAGGAUAUACGGGGUGGCCGGCAUCAUCAGGUUGCUAGCCGGAAGCUAUGUACUUGUCAUCACUUCACGAAAGGAUGCUGGCUCUUAUCUGGGUUCCCCUGUGUACCAUGUGAACUCGAUGAAAUUCUUAUGCUGCAACGAGGCUAUAAAGCACUUAACUUCACAGGAAAAAAGGGAUGAGGCAUACUUCAUGUCUCUACUGAGAAUUGCAGAAACUACUUGUGGACUGUAUUACUCAUACGACAGGGAUUUGACUCUAAACUUGCAGAGGGCAUCAAAGUUGGCUGCAGGUAGGAUACAUAAGCCACUAUGGAAGCAGGCUGAUCCACGGUUUGUUUGGAACAAAAAUUUGUUAGAAGAGUUUAUCGAAGCUAAGCUUGAUGAGUUCAUCAUUCCAUUGAUCCAAGGAAGUUUUCAGUUGGCACAGUUUACCAUGAAGGAUACACCUGUCACAAUAACACUGUUCUCACGGAGAUGCAACAGGCGUCUAGGAACAAGAAUGUGGAGAAGGGGUGCAAAUCUUGAAGGUGCCACAGCAAAUUUUGUAGAGACAGAACAACUGGUUGAGUACGAUGGUUUCACAUCCUCAUUUAUACAGGUUCGGGGCUCCAUUCCACUUCUCUGGGAACAAAUAGUGGACCUGAGCUAUAAACCGCGGCUCGGCAUUAUUGAACAUGAAGAAACACCGAAGGUUGUUCAGCGCCACUUUCAUGAUCUUUCACAACGAUACGGCGAGACAAUUGUUGUUGAUUUGACUGACAAACAAGGUGAUGAAGGAAAUUUAAGCAAUGCAUUUGCUGCUGAAAUGGAGAAAAUUCCUGAUGUCAGGUAUGUGCAUUUUGAUUUCCAUCAUGUUUGCCGUGGUGGGAAUUUUGAUAAUUUGCAAGCUCUCUACAAUCAAAUUGAGGAAGCUAUUCAGGGACAAGGAUAUUUUCUUAUGAGCUCCAAAGGAGAGAUAUUGUUGGAGCAAAGUGGUGUAGUUCGGUCCAAUUGCAUUGACUGCCUGGACCGUACAAAUGUAACACAGAGUUUCCUUGCAAGAAAAUCAUUGGAUUCGCAGUUGCAGCGAAUGGGGGCAUUAUCAUCAUCUGAAAGCAUUUCUAUAUCAGAUAACAUUAAUGAUAUAUUUAAAAAAUUAUGGGUUGAGCAUGGAGAUGAGGUAAGCUUGGAGUACGCUGGUUCUUAUGCUUUGAAAGGGGAUUUAGUGAGGUAUGGAAGGCAGACAUUACCUGGAUUAAUUAAAGAUGGCAUGAGUGCUCUUUCACGAUAUUAUUUGAAUAAUUUUCAUGAUGGAGUGCGACAAGAUGCUCUAGACCUUAUUAGUGGAUACUAUACAGUUGGCAGAGGCAGCCCUUCUCCUUUUCAAAUCAGUGGAUUUGAAUCUGCUUCGUAUCUUCCAGUGGCUUCAGCAAUCAUAGUUGGUGGGAUUACUGCAACAACCUUCACUCUUAGUCAAGUUGGACGGAACGCACAACACUUCGUCGCCUCCAUUAUCUGCGCAGGCUUGACAGUUGGAGUAAUAGCCUUGGUGAAAGCAAAUGGAAAGCAGUUAUGCUCUAGGCCCCGUUUGUGUGGUCUAAUCUAAUUCCUGAUCUUUUUUUCCUUAUAUGAUAGAAAUUGAAGUUAAAAAGUUAGGAAGUUAUUUUACGCAUCGUGGGAGUAGAUUAAAUAAGUUUUGCUGGUUGGUCUUCUGGUCCUGUAAGCAGUAAACUAACAAAUGACUAUACUGUCCGGUUUCUUUACCUCGACGGUUGAGAACUUGCAUUCUUAUCCUGUAAACUGAAGAUACUUUGUAGCCCCAGAUUAGACUCCAUAAUUUGUCUUCAAAUUUCAAUA